AAAUAAUAUGCUUUUGUGCAUUCAGACUCCACAAUCCACAUAAAAAGAAAAACUCUUAUCUUCUAAACUAAACCAUGGCUCAGGCUUCUAUCAAGAACUUUCAGCUUCUGAGGUUAUUUAGACGAUCAUAUGCUGUUGGGGCGGAGAAGAUGAAGAUGCAAGCAGUGGCAUCAGAAGCUUUGAGGGUACAAGUUUUAGCACAUGAUAAGGAGAAGGAAGCAUUUUGGAUGAGAGAUCCAAAAACCGGAAACUGGAUUCCAGAAAAUCACUUUGGCGACAUUGAUGUUGCAGAGCUAAGGGAGAAGCUACUUUCCAGAAACACAAACGUCAAUAGGAAUUGAGUUGCCAGGAUUUAUUCAUGUGAUCAUCUGAAGCUCUUGUUGAUUUCUUUUUCUAUAGUUUCUUCGUCCAAUCUAGUCUUUUCAUUUUAUUCAAAACAUACUCAUGUUUCUCUUUUUGUCUAGACCCCCAUUGCAUCUUUUUGACCAUUUCCAAGUCCAGUUUUAGACGAAACAACCCUCUCUCUGUCUAUUUUCUUUCAUUUACGAAUUUGGAUAUUAUUAUACCUACCUCCAACUUCGUAGGAUGCCCUGCAAUGCCAAGACAUUAUGAGACAAAGACUGCAAGCCCUUCCCCUCGUCAGCCCACUCCAUUGCAACAAUACUCUUAAUUCAAAUAGAAUACACAUCACAUUUAUUUAUUGUCA
Messenger RNA from Gossypium raimondii (Peruvian cotton), 706 nucleotides. Its product is annotated as protein SENESCENCE-ASSOCIATED GENE 21, mitochondrial. The transcript is spliced from 2 exons. The record is from RefSeq and is a predicted model, not a curated record. The coding region runs from base 75 to 341 and encodes 88 amino acids. NCBI's taxonomy places the organism in Eukaryota, Viridiplantae, Streptophyta, Magnoliopsida, Malvales, Malvaceae.